AUUUCGUGACUCUUUAGAAGGUCUCUACUCGGAUUUGAUCAAGUUCUACUGUGCGAACGUAAGAGAACUGAAUGAUAGGGGUUAUGCCAAAAUAACGUAACUUAUUUGAGAUACUGCGUUUGCAAAACAAAUUGUGCUAGUGAGAACAUCUGAGACUUUCUUAGAAAAUGAUUGGUGUCUUGAAGAAAUAAAGUUAACAAAACACAAUUAUGUUCAUCAACCGAUAGAGCGAUAGUGGAGUUACUAGUCUACACAAAUAAAGGCUGAAAAAUUCUAAAAAAAAUAAUGGAAAACCGUCACAUUGAUUUAUUUCGCGUCAUCUUUAUGCUAAACUGUUUUGUCCCAUUUCUUUCCUUCACGGGAGUGACAAGCGCACCAGUGAUACCACCAAGUAUCAUAGACAUCAUGAAGAAUGACUCGAAGCUGUGCCAGACAUCCAAAUUUUUAUACGAUUCAGAAUAUGCCAGACCUUGUGCAUCCAUGGCGUAUCCAAUCGCUUCUUGGAACUAUGAUCCAGAGACCUUGAGUAACUUUCUGUGUUUAGGAGUUUACGACACAGCAUACAAGAUUUGUCAAUAUUCUAGUCGGUUACAAAUUCCUCUCAAUAGUACAGCAACAUUAAAUUCAUAUGUGGAGAAAUAUGUUCCUAAUAAGACUAAAACCCAGGAAGAUUUUUGUAACAGUCUACAGGGAUUUACGUCAUUGUAUAGUAAAAUAGAUUUCUUUUUGGCACAGCUGGUCGAAAGUCUUAAUACACCUCAUACAUGUGUAAAGAUAUGCUUUGACUUACGAGAUAAGUUUCAUCCACUGUGCGCAGUACUUGCUUGGAUUAAAAGCAUUGAUGAUAUGAUGAAAAGUGUUAAGGUAGAAACAACACAUGAUCUUGUGCCAACUGAUAAGCCACCUAUGAAUCAAUUAAAGGAUGGUGUAACAGGUGACAUUAAAACUACACAGGUUGAAUCUAAAACGAUAGAAGUAAAAGAACCUAAAGAAUCUAAAGAACAGAAUAGGAAGCAAAUUACGAUAGAUUCUAACAACAGUAAUAAUGUUAAAGAAGGUAACUCAAAUGUUCCUGACAAUGCGCCAUUUGAUGAAGAAAAAACAAAAUUCGAUACUGAGAAAGCAAAUAAUAUACAGAAGAAAAUAAAUAAUAAUACACUGGAGACACAAGUUCACAAAUUAAUACCUUCAAUAUUUAACGAAAAUAAAGAGAAUAGUGGCACUGAGCUUGGCACUAAUGUCGAUGUUGCAAAACCUAUAAAAAAUAUGCCUCCAAACAGUGAUUCACAAGCUCCAUCAAUAAAUAAAGCUAUAAAUAAUGCAAAGAAAGUUGUAAAUGAAGAAAACGCAGAGAAAUCUAAUAAAUUGCAAGAAAUUGAUGAUUUAAAACCCAGUACACUAUCAGAAAAUACACAAGAUCAUUAUGAUGCUGAAAAUCCAGAAGUUAAUAUGGAAAAUGAUAUUGAUGAUGUGGGCGAUACAAUUCAACAUCCAGAUACAGGAAGUCAUAAUGACAAUGUGCAAGAAACCUAUGAACGGAAGAAUAACAAUGCUAGGCUAACGGAAUAUUCUAAUAUGCGAACGGAAGAUGAUUCCCAUUUCUUCACUUACUUUACUGUGAUCACUUUGGCUUGUCUCGCUGGAUACAUAGGUUAUCAUAAUAAACAGAAGAUACUUGCUAUUGUAUUAGAAGGUCGAAGAUCAAGGAAUAGUCGUGGUAGACGGCGACCGAGUACAGCUAGCUACCGAAAACUGGAUUGUACACUUGAAGAAGCUGUUACAUCGCAAUGUAAUGCUAACGUUACUCAUGUCAUAUAUUAAUGCGAGUAGAGUAUCACAAAUUUUAUAACGUCUGUAUUAUAGUAUAACAAGUGUAAUAUAUUUUGUAUUUAUAAGCAUACUUUCAGUAUAAUAUUUAAUUUUCUAAAAGUUUUAUAUUUUAGCAUUGAAUCGAUCUGUCAUAGCAAUGAAAUUUACGAAUAAUAUAUAAAAUAACGUUUAAUAUGAUAUCAGAGAAGCUAAUUAUAUUUUUCAAUUUAUA
Messenger RNA from Vollenhovia emeryi, 2041 nucleotides. RefSeq names its product trans-Golgi network integral membrane protein 1-like. The transcript has 4 exons. NCBI's taxonomy places the organism in Eukaryota, Metazoa, Arthropoda, Insecta, Hymenoptera, Formicidae. Bases 286 to 1821 code for a protein of 511 amino acids. The record is from RefSeq and is a predicted model, not a curated record.